Molecule: messenger RNA, 445 nt
Organism: Closterium sp. Naga37s-1
Lineage: Eukaryota; Viridiplantae; Streptophyta; Zygnematophyceae; Desmidiales; Closteriaceae
Source: the annotation of a GenBank genome assembly
GUCUUCCUUUUGUGAGAAGCAUCGAUUCAAUUCUGUUGUCAAACUUUGGCCGCCCUGGGUUGUCUCACGCUACAAUUGCGGGCCAUGUUCACCAUGGUACACAAGAGGUAGAAGUAUGGAUGCAGACCUUUGCUCCCGGAAGUGGAACUCCCAUUCACAGACAUGGAUGUGAGGAGCUGUUUGUAGUCCUUAAUGGUACAGGGAAGCUGCUGUUUGCUCCAAAUGUCCCUGAUCUUGAUGCACAAGGCACAAUGCAGGCUCCAGAAAGGGAAAAGGAGCAAAGCAUACCAGGUCUCCCUGUUUCUAGUCCCAUCAGUGCGAACAUGACCUUCAUAGUGCCUUCUAAUCAAGUCCAUCAGAUCCUGAACAGCGCUCCUGAAUGUGGCUCAGAGUCCUGCAACUUGCUGCAGCUUCUAGUCAUCAUAUCAGAACCUCCAAUCCACAU